AAAAAAAAAAGAAAAAGGCGCGCUCUCUCACCUCUUCUCUCACAAUGCCCUAGAGUUCUCUCCGGCGUGGGAGACCACCGCUUGAUCGGAUCGAGUCUCCGGCAGCCUAGCCUCUCCGAUAUCCUCGCUUGUCUCGGAAUUCAGGUGAGCUCCUCCAUCCCUCACAUCUUUGAUCGGAGCCGCGGUGGUGCUGAGGGUUUUGGUGGUCGUAGUAGUGGUGGUGAUAGUGAGAUCAGAAGUCCUUCAGGCAGAGAGAUAUCUUCAGUAUGGGAGAUGCUGAUGGUAAAGGAGAUGGCGAGAUUCUCCAGACAUUAAGGUCGGUGGUGUUCAAGCAAUCUGAGGUCCUUGAUGAGCAGAAGUUUCAGAAGAUUCAAGGUUAUGAUUUCAAUCAUGGAGUCGACUUCAUGGGAAUUCUUGGAUCGAUGGCGUCCACUGGAUUCCAGGCAUCCAAUCUCGGCGAUGCCAUCGAUGUUGUGAACCAGAUGUUAAAUUGGAGAUUGUCUCAUGAGGCGAUAGCUGAAGAUUGCAGUGAAGAGGAGCGGGAUCCUGCGUAUAGAGAGUCUAUAAGAUGCAAAAUCUUUUUAGGGUUCACUUCGAACCUGGUAUCAUCUGGCAUUAGGGAUGUAAUCCGGUUUCUUGUUCAGCAUAAAAUGGUUGAUGUUUUAGUGACAACUGCUGGUGGCAUUGAAGAAGACAUUAUUAAAUGCCUAGCUCCAACAUACAGAGGUGAUUUUUCUCUGCCCGGUGCUACUUUGCGAUCCAAAGGAUUGAAUCGAAUUGGAAAUCUAUUGGUGCCUAAUGAGAAUUAUUGCAAAUUUGAGGAUUGGAUAAUUCCAAUUUUCGAUAAGAUGUUACAAGAACAGCAAACUGAGAAUGUGAUUUGGACACCAUCAAAAGUUAUUGCCCGUCUUGGGAAGGAAAUAAAUGAUGAAAGCUCUUACCUUUAUUGGGCACAAAAGAAUGGCAUUCCUGUCUUCUGCCCAGCAUUAACUGAUGGGUCGCUUGGGGACAUGCUGUACUUCCAUUCAUACCGGGGUCCUGGUUUAGUUAUUGAUAUUGUCCAAGAUAUAAGGGCGAUUAAUGGGGAAGCUGUACAUGCAAGCCCUAGAAAAACAGGUGUCAUAAUUCUUGGUGGAGGACUCCCGAAGCACCACAUCUGUAAUGCCAACAUGAUGCGCAAUGGUGCGGACUAUGCUGUUUACAUCAACACAGCUCAAGAAUUUGAUGGAAGUGAUUCAGGUGCACAGCCUGAUGAGGCUGUUUCCUGGGGAAAAAUAAGAGGUUCUGCUAAACCUGUAAAGAUUCAUUGUGAUGCAACCAUUGCAUUUCCUUUGCUGGUUGCUGCAACAUUUGCCAAGCAGUUGAAAGAAACAAAGGCCUUAAAAUUAUGAAUGAGGGCGGCAUUGUGCGCGGGUGACUUACUUUUGGUCCGAUAACUUAUCAUUGAUUAUAUCAUGAUACAUACAUGUCAUUAGGUGUUUGAUCUUACCUGUGGCUGACUGAGCAAUAGGAUUGUGAGCUUUGUUCUCAAAUGUUCAGAUUUCCCGCUUUUUUGGACCAUCUCCAAUAAGCAGAGCAGCUAUGAUGGCAAGUCCGGCAAUCAGGCUGGUACUUUGUUUCAUACCACAAGUUAUGUUUCUGCAAUUUCAACAUGUAACCUAUGUACAAUUACUCCAUAAUUUCUUGGCCAGGCGACUAAAUAUCAUCUUGUUGACCAGCAGCAUACUUUCUCCUCAA
Messenger RNA from Dioscorea cayenensis subsp. rotundata (Guinea yam), 1737 nucleotides. RefSeq names its product deoxyhypusine synthase. Gene Ontology annotation, molecular function: deoxyhypusine synthase activity. Lineage: Eukaryota; Viridiplantae; Streptophyta; Magnoliopsida; Dioscoreales; Dioscoreaceae. Bases 267 to 1391 code for a protein of 374 amino acids. Gene Ontology annotation, cellular component: cytoplasm. Gene Ontology annotation, biological process: peptidyl-hypusine biosynthetic process. The record is from RefSeq and is a predicted model, not a curated record. The transcript is spliced from 7 exons.